Branchiostoma belcheri (Belcher's lancelet) is the source of this 4965-nucleotide messenger RNA. RefSeq names its product protein unc-79 homolog. Gene Ontology annotation, molecular function: protein binding. The transcript has 35 exons. The record is from RefSeq and is a predicted model, not a curated record. Lineage: Eukaryota; Metazoa; Chordata; Leptocardii; Amphioxiformes; Branchiostomatidae.
AUGUUUGUUGCAGUUUCUGCUAAGGUACGCCUUCUGAAUGAUUAUAAGACCAGAGUUCUCACCGGAUCAGCUCCAUCCUCCCUAACAGAUGUCUCCAACACACUCAAGUACUUCUCACAGACUCUCCUCAGUUUGCUCCGAGAUGCUCCAGUAAAGGUGUCCUUCCAGGAGUCUGAAGGAUGGGACAACACCUCGUUCCCUAACCUGGACUACCAGGGUCUGUUUGGAGAGCUGACCAGCCUGUUAGACAUUGUACCCAGAAUUCAACAAGGGCAGCAGGGCCUGGGACAUUCCCUGCUGCAUACCUUGACAUGCCUGCUCCCAUUCCUGGACCUGGCAGUCCUGGAUACAUUACCUUACGCUAUGGCAUCAGCUUUUACAACUUUCCCAGCAACCCUUCAUGAUGGCAUCAUGACACUUCUCUGUACCAAACUGCUGCCGCUCACAUUGGGUCCAAUGCAUCCUUCCACCUGCCCCAGCUAUACAGAACUUUCUCUACCUGCCAUCAUCAUGUUUGUUUGUCUCUACUCUCACAAAAGAGUACACUAUACCCAACUGAUUGAAUGCAUGAUGUCUUUAAAGACUGACCUUUGGAAGGACCUGCUGACUGUGAUAGCCUAUGCCCCCCUCCCUGUCCGGGCAGUGUCAGCUCGGCUUCUGUUCCACUACUGGCCACACCUCAAGCCCACCAAUUCUGAGGAGAUCUACACCUUCUCUUAUACUGGUUGGACCCCCAUCCAGUGCCAGCACAAAGACUGUCCUAACAAGGACCACAGCCCUGCUCAGCAGGUUGUGUUCAGUUGCAGCUUCUCUGCUACAGCUGCUGAACAGGGCCCUCCAGUCUACGUGUGUGGACUCUGUAGCAGGACUAUGUCAAGGGAAGCUAGGAAAACAGCAUUUCCUGUUCUGUCUCCACAAGAGUUUGUCACCAUGAAAUGCAUGAACAAGAACUGUAUGUCCCAUCCACCCACGGCCACCAACACCUGUUUCUCCCCCGAGUGUACGGUGUACCAUGGGAACCAGCCUGUGCGAUACUGCAGUCCCUGCUUCAGUGGGCAGGGUUGUGCAGAGAGAGGUCAUGUGGUGCAGAGGUCCAUACCAAACCUCUGGGCUUGUGACAGAGAAGAACAAUGCUGUCUGGUGGAUUCCAUUAUCAGCCUGUUGAAGGAGGCCCAGCCCAUCACAGACAAGCGGAGCUAUGAGAUGGGUGACCCGUACACCCCGCGACCCUGCCAGCAGGAGCAGGACCAGGCAGGGGCUGACCAGGAGAGGACAGGAGACCCCAUGCUGCUGAGCUGCCACGGCUGCUGGCUCCUGGUGGGGCUGUGUCCUCCAUCUCAGGAGGCACAGGUGGAGCUGCUGGGAAGCCUGAUCUCCUUUGUGUUCAGCUGGUACGAUGCCACGGCUUACCUACCUGAAGGUACUGUUGGAUUGGUGAUUGAGAAGCUGAAAAGUGAGUACAUGAACAAGUGGGUUGAGGCAGUGGUGAACAGUUUUCAGGACAUGGUCAUCUCCUGUCUGCUGCCCCAUCCACCUGCAUACGCUCGGGUUGGGGGAGUCUGGGAGACCCUCUCCAGCAAGACCACUCAAAUGAAGGAAGGCCUCAACAGGCUCCUCUGCCUUACACCUUACAAUGUGGUCACCUUCCAGGUGUGGGACUCUGUGAUGCCCUACUGGUUUGAAGCCAUAUUGACAGAGGUAGAACAGGAUGAUUUAAAGGAGCUCAACGUCAUGCUGUGCAAGCUGUUUGACAUCUACAUGGGAACCUUGCCUUUCUCCAUUGAGAAGAUGUUUGCCUUUAUCGGCCGCAUGUUUGUGAAUGCUACCUUGGAGGUGAUAGAACAGGGUCUCCUCUGGCUCCAGCUCUUGUCAAAGUUUGACAUAGUGAUUCCUGUACGACUGCUCAUUGGGGAGUUUCUGGAUGGAGCCUGUUGUAUCGUCAGCAGUCCAAGAACCAGUAAGUCUGUAUAACAACAGUACAUGCAUGCUAUGCUCCACUACCCAAGGAUGAGUCAAACAAGACAUCCUCCAAACAUCCUGACAAAGAGCCACAGAAAACAGCCCCACCACAGCCCAAGAAAGGAGUUGGGAAAGGGACCACGUCUUGGACCAAGCAGAAGUCAAAGAAUGCAGAUGCUUCAUAUUCUCAAUUCAAAGAGUCUGCCAGAAGUGAACCAAGCACUGACAGAGCAUCAGAGGAGCAUAAGAUGCCUGAAUGUCAUGUUGGACCUACUGUUAAAACAGAUGGGCAUCCAGGAGGUCCACUUCCUUCACAAGCCGGACCACCCCAGCUCCUGUGACAUCCUCCACCUGAUCAUGACGAUGAUGGUUGCCAUGGAACCGUGUCACCAUGACAACCAGGAGGGCGAGUGUCUGACCUGUGAGUCCAUGGCCUUGUGGUUCCUGCUGGCUGAAGAUGUCCUCACAGCCAUCAAUCCUAGACAAGAGAUAAAGCUGGAGCACUGUGAUGACCCAGAAAAAUGCCUGACAACCGCUGUGAAAAUGUCCAGCUCUACCAGCUGGACGAUGGGCUCAGUAGACAGGGAUGCAGAUGCACUGACACAGUCAUCUGAAUAUGCCAGAGGGGGGCCGCCAAGGCCAACAUCCAUAGAAGAAGAGACUGAAAAACAAGAUGAGGAGAAGGCAGAAGAUGUCCAGGUCCAGGAACAGUUGCCACCCAACCUUGAAGAUGUAGACAUAUGGACAGUGACAUUGCCUGAACACGUGGUGCAUGUGAAGAGGUUCCCACCUGAUGUACAGCUGAUGUAUCGCCUGCUGCAUGAGCUUGGGAAACAUGAUGAGCCCUGCAUCGUACAGUACAUCCUGUGCUGCCUGCACCGCCUCUGUCUGAACAAUGACUGCUUAGCCAGAGUGGCCAAUCUCAGUCUGCCAUUUUUCCAACAUCUUCAAAAUGAGCUCCUCAUGCCCAGACUGUGGGAGCUGCUGCAGUCGAGGGAUGGCCAGAUGUCCAGGGCUUGUGUGAAAUUAUUACAGUACUGCAUAACUCUGCCAGAAGGAGCAGACAUUGUCUGGAAACUUGUGCAGUCUUGGUUCCAGUCUACAGAGUGGACCCUACGGUUUAGAGCAGUUGAGAAAGUGGCAGUUCUGGCCAGUUUCCUGGACAUUAAGCAGUGCUCUGGUAACCUUCUGCUGAAGUCUGUUCUGAGCCACGCCUUCAUCCACCUGGUGUCUCACCUGGAGGACGUAUGCCCAGCUGUGUACGAGCGCACCAGGACCAGUCUGGAGGACAUGGACCAGAAGGUGGUCAAGUUCUUGUGCUCCUGUAUGGAGACCCAGUUUGACCUUGUGGUGAACGACCGUCCCAUCAUCCUCCACUACCUGUACGUGCUACACCAGCUGAUCCCCAGGGUCGGGGUCCUGUACUGGGAGUUCUUCGUCAACAGGUUCGACAUCCUGUCCAUCGAGUCACAGACUGACAUGAGCAGUCAGGACUUCUUCUUCCCCAUGAGCCUGUCUUGCGCACAACACAACAUGUUCAACAUGAGCGAUGCCUUCACUCUGAGGCUGAAGAAAGCACACUUUGCCCGCACACGUCAUCACAACAUACGGUCACUGCAGAUGAGCUUUUCAGUCAACCAGUCACCUCAACCCUCCUGCAUGACCAAGAGAAGGAACAGAACACCAUCUGGUUUUGUGGAGACUUUUAGCCGCCAGGAGCUGGAGCGUGGAUCGACAGUCAGGUUGGACCUGGGGUAUCUGGCAGAACAACUGCUGUUUGACUUCCAGAGUUUCAGUAAGAGUGCUGAGGAUGGAGAAGACUACAGUGACUUGGACAAGGAGACUGUGUUCUCCAUUGUCUCUGUUAUGAUGAGGUUUAUGACAAACCUAAAGUACGACAGUGACAAGGAUGACAUGGCCAGUGGUAAGGCCCUGAACACCUUCGUCCGCUACCUGCACCUGCUGGUUGGUUACCAUCAGCAGGAGAAGCGCUUCGUCCUGACACCUGCCCAGAUGCGCUCCUCUCCCAUCUUCCGCUCCCUGCUCAUCCAUAUGCCCGAGUGUCUGGACAGGAAUGUCAAACUUGGUAAGCAGGUGGUCCUGUUGAUGAGCCGUGUCCUGUGGUACUACCCAGCGGUGACUGCCCAGGGACCAGGAAACCACCCGUCCCACCUUCAGCCUGUGGACCCUGGACACGCUGGACAGAGGAACUGGCUCAUGGCAGUCUUCAUCAUCAUCUACAAGUACCCCCUGCAGGACGAGACGUUGUGCAGUUUGGUGAAACAUCUGGUGCAGAUCACCCUGAACACACUCCAGGCACAGCACCACCGCUGUCAGCCUGGCGACCUCAAGGCAUCGGCUGCUCACUCCUGUUCUGAACAGCACAAUCUGGAGAGAGAUCUGGCCUACAUGGCUAUUACAGAGGAAGAAGACAUUGACGACAUUGCAUCACCAGAUGACAUCCUCCUUGACUCUGACACAAAGUCAAGUCUGUUCCAUGCAGUCUCUUCAGUCACCAGUGACCUCUACAAGGUGACCUGAGAUCUGCAGCAGCUGAUGAGGAGCAUGAGACAGGAGCCACAGGGGUGGACAGGAACCAUCCACUACUCCGCCGUACCCAGGCAGUUCAGGUAGAAGAUGAUUGAAGUGUGAUGAUGAGGGGGACAAGCUAACGUUGAAGAGCCCAAUGACAAGACGUAAGCUGCUCUGGCGUGCCAAGCGUCAAAGGUCAUUUGAGGUGUCUCUGACAGACUCUCACCCAGCAGAAUCUAGCCUGGCUCUCCAUGCAACCAGGGCGAAAAAGAAGGCGACAUGGUCCAGUACACGAAGUACAAAAAGUACCAAAAGUACCCGUUCAACUACAGCAAGCAAGACCAGCAGCAGUAGUACCAGCACCAAGGGGAGCACAGGGAGCAAGGGAAGUAAACAGAGUGUUACCAGUAAGGUAUCCCACAAGUCCAGCAGCCAGUCUACUGGUAGCCGCUUCAGCACGGUCACACAGCCCAG